AUGAAACUCCCUACUUUUGCCUUCCUCGCUGGCCUUGUAGCUAGUACAGCUGCACAACAGGUCAAAGUCAUGUUGCUCGGUGACUCCAUUACUGAGAUCACCUGCUGGAGAACCCUAGUGUGGGACCAAAUCACAUCAGCCGGGUUAGCAGACAGUGUCGACCUCGUCGGCACCAUGGACGCCCUCCAAUCAAAGUGCUCGAGACCACAAGGUUUCGAUCCGAACCAUGAGGGCCACUCGGGCUGGCAGGCGUACGAUAUUGCCAGGAACAACAUCGCGGGCUGGGUUCAGAGCGCCAAGCCCGAUAUCAUUCAAUUCAUGCUCGGCACCAACGAUGUCAACCUCGGCAAGCGGGACGUCGAGAGCAUCAUCGGCUCGUACACAAUGAUGCUCGAUGCCAUGCGUGCCGCGAACCCCAGGGUCAAGGUAAUCGUCGAUAAGGUGCUCCCGACAAGCUGGAACGACCCGACUAUUGAGGCCCUCAACAACGCCAUUCCAGGCUGGGUGCAGCAGCAAACAACAGCGGAGUCGCCCGUUGUCAUUGCUGACUGCUCAAGAGCUGCCGGGUUCACCAACGCUAUGCUGGAUGACGGUGUCCAUCCUAACAGCCAGGGUGAUGAGUUCAUCGCAGGGCAGAUCGGUCCCAAGCUAAUAGAGCUCAUCAACGACGUUCGAGGUGGCACCAAAUAA
Messenger RNA from Penicillium mononematosum, 690 nucleotides. Its product is annotated as SGNH/GDSL hydrolase family protein. The coding region runs from base 1 to 690 and encodes 229 amino acids. The record is from RefSeq and is a predicted model, not a curated record. Lineage: Eukaryota; Fungi; Ascomycota; Eurotiomycetes; Eurotiales; Aspergillaceae. Gene Ontology annotation, molecular function: phosphatidylcholine lysophospholipase A1 activity. The transcript has 3 exons.